Aaosphaeria arxii CBS 175.79 is the source of this 5219-nucleotide messenger RNA. RefSeq lists its product as uncharacterized. The coding region runs from base 1 to 5055 and encodes 1684 amino acids. The record is from RefSeq and is a predicted model, not a curated record. The transcript is spliced from 6 exons. Lineage: Eukaryota; Fungi; Ascomycota; Dothideomycetes; Pleosporales.
AUGACAGCACAGCUCUUAGCGUCUGAGUUGGGAAACCUGAUCCAGGAUUCGAAGCGGAAGAACUCCGAACUGAGGAAUGCUGCUGAGAAGUCCUUACAAGAUCUCAAAUCUUUGCCUGUGACCUCAGAAGCACAGCUCACAGCUGAUCUCUCACGGAGACCCCAUUUCAUUACACCAUUCCUGAUUGCAUGUGCCACCCACAAUGCCAAAUUUGCUUUCACUGGUGUAGGCUGCCUGCAAAGGCUCAGUAUUUCUCGUGCAUUACCAAAAGAGCGAUUGACUGAGGUUUUGGAGGCGUUGCGGGAUUCAGUUUCGUUGAGCCAGGAUGUACAGCUCAGGAUACUCCAAGCUCUUCCAGCAUUACUUCAGAACUACCCAAAUGAAAUCCGUGGCGAGGCAUUGUCGAUAACAUUGCAAAUCUGCUCUGCUUUGCAAAAUGUGAAAAACUUUGCCAUCAGCAAUACCGCAGCAGCGACAUUACAGCAGCUUGUUAUCGCUGUCUUCGACAGAGUAGCCCUGGAAGAUGAACGGGCUCUGGAGAUACCUACGACUGCAGAAGUUUCGAUUGAUGGAGAAGCCAUUGCUGUGAGGCCAAGUGCUCACGAUGCGUACAAGGUGUUUAACGAUCUGAACCUUCUUGUUACAGGUGAAAAGCCUAUGUACAUUCGAUUUUCUUCCUUGCCAUCGACAUCAACGCUGGAGCUAAUCGAAGCGAUCCUGGGAAAUCAUGGUGCUGUUGUGUCUUCACAUCCAGAGCAGAUUCAUAUCCUCAGAACCUUGCUCAUGCCUAUGAUAAUACGGUCGUUAUCGGAAAGAUUAUCGUUCCCGAUCACACUCCGCAUCAUUCGAAUACUCAAUUUGCUUAUACGAGGCCACCUGUCCGUCCUGCCAUCGGAAUGUGAGAUUGCUCUUGGGUUACUGAAUCACAUGCUUGAUCCCGAAGCAUCCCCUUUGUGGAAGCGAGCGCUGUGUUUGGAGGUUUUCCGUGGUAUCUAUUCGGACUCCCGGCUCGUGCUCCAGAUUUACAACCAAUUUGACGAACAAGAAGGCAAGAAACGUAUCUUUGGGGAUAAUCUGGCAUCUUUUGUGAGGCUUGCGACGGAGAAGCCUGCCCUCAUCGGGCUCGGACAGCAAUCAACCGCACCCAGCGGCCAUCUCGACGGUCGGGAUCAUGGUUCAGAUCAAGCGGUUGCGGGGGCAGAUGCUCUCGCUGGCGUUAUUGGUGCGCCCGCCACUGAAUCAAAUCCCACAGGACCAGUCACAGGAAUCAGCACACAAUGGAGUUCGAUGAAAACCCCAUGCAUGGAGAACCUUGAUAAGUCUGAACCUCCGACGUUGCCGGAGACCUAUGUUUAUAGCUUGGUGCUCACCUGUAUCACGAAUGUGUCGGAAAGCCUUGCAAAAUUUAUCCUGCCUUUGACUGUGCAUCACGAGUCCAAGGGGAGGAAGAAGGCCAAGCCGGAUGAGAGAUCAAGAGCAGACUCCGAGAGCACUGAUCAACCCACGGGACAGACACAGCUCACCAGAACCCAAUCUUACCGCAGGAAAACCAUUCCUGUCAAUCCUUUGACACUGACCGAUCACUCUGCACAUAUCUUUAUUCAAACCUCAUCGACAUUGGUGACAGAGUGUUGGCCUGCCGUUCUCGCCACUUGUUCAACCUUUCUCAACGCUGCUCUUGACACAGACUUUUACAGGGCUCUCGUCCGCGCAAUCCAGAAGUUCACCCAAGUCGCCGGCCUCUUGAGGCUAUCAACACCUCGAGAUGCAUUCCUCACAACUCUCGGCAAAGCCGCAGUUCCAUCACACCUUCUCAUCGCAAAUACCACUUCACCCAAAUCAACAAUGAGCGAGACGCCAUCGAUCUAUUCCAAUGCAAAAGGCUUGCUUAGUGUCGAUAGCCUAGUAAGCCAAUCGUCAAUGUCCGUGGACAAAAGACGCCCCUCUCACGAUGUGACUACACCUGCACUAGGGCCUAGAAACCUCUUGUGUUUACGUGCACUUCUCAACCUGGCUAUUGCGCUGGGCCCUACUCUACAUUCCGCAUGGUCGAUUGUUUUCGAGACCUUGCAAGCAGCCGAUCUUGUCAUGGCACUGUCAAAUCCUCAAAGUGGUUUGCGAACAGCUACACCUGUCAUGAGUCGUCCGGAUGCAGAAUCUUCAGAAAAGGUCGAAGCUGAGACAGCUGCUGUGCAAGCAGCUGCUCGGAGGCUUUUCGAGAGCACUGUAGACUACCCCAAUGAUUCAUUUGUAGAGCUUUUAAAGCCGCUAUGCGCACUACUGGGCGCUGGCAGUCCACCUGCUAGUGGCUCAGUGACGCCAACGAAUGGACCGCGCCCAAAGAUCAUGCAUCAGCGCCGUUUAGGCAGCGUAUCAGCCUUGUCUCUCAAUACCGAGUCGAAUGCACGAGAUUCAAUGUUCGCUCUCAACAAGAUUGGAGAGCUGGCAUCUCUCAAUGAACUUAGACUUGCACAAUAUGAUCCUGACGAGAGUGGAUGGAAUCAUUUUGUCACCAGCCUUGUUCGAUUUUCGGUCACAAAAUCUAAACCCUCCUCGACUCGAUUGUUAGCCGCGGAUAUCGUUGCAAGAUCCGUUAAAGAGAUUGCUGAUAUCUCGAUGUCAGAAGAAAACCGAAACGAUAUCCAAGGACGGAUAUUGUCUGCGCUCAAGGACAUUAUCGCAUCACUACAUGGAUUAGAGGGAAAUGACCACGCCUAUGAUGACACCGAUGUCAAAAUCCACCACAUUGUUUUGGAAGCAUUGAAAAAUGUCAUCGAGCAAUGUGGAGAGUCGCUUGUCGCAGGCUGGGAAUCGGUCUUCGAUAGCCUGGCCAGCGUUUUCUCAGAUGGAUCUGACCCGCUGGUUGGCAAAGAUGGCACAGUUGCGGCUUCGAAUGAUGACAAUCAAGCAGUCCAGGUCAUAUCCAAGAUGUUGGCCCGAUCAGCUUUUGGUACUGUCCAACUCGUCUGCUCGGAUUUCUUAUCGGCGGUGCCAGAUACCUCGUUCGCAACCCUCCUCGAGUUGCUGCUGAAAUUCAGCCGACAGCAGGAUGACUUGAACAUGUCUCUGACUACAAUAACAUUCUUCUGGAAUGUGUCAGAUUUCUUCCACUCUCGGACGAGCCUCUCUCGACUCCCAGAGUUGAUCAACAAGGCCCAGAAUCCCGAUGAUAUUCGAAGAGAAAUUCACGAACAGUCUCGCGCAGGGUGCAUCUCUGUUUUAUGGCUUCAAGUCCUCACAUACCUGUCUGCCGUCACGACAGACAAACGUUCCGAACUACGCAAUUCCGCUGUUCAGACUAUCCAGAGAAUCUUCGAAAACUGUGGUGACCAGCUGUCAUCUGAUGCGUGGAUGUUGUGCCUGCGUACAGUUCUCUUUGGUAUGGUAGAGGCAAACUUGGCCGUACACAAAAACAUCCACUCUGAAUCACAGAUCGAAUCCGAGGACGUCGCCGCUUGGAACGAGACUACUAAGACGGUGUUAUCUUCUGCUAGUGUUUUGAUAGCCACAUACGUCGAGAACGUCGGAAAUGCGCCUGGUCUCGCUGCUGUCUGGUCGGAUUUGUUAGACUACCUGCAGAAAUACUUCGACUAUGGCUCACAUGCUCUCGGGUCAUCUGUUUUUACUUCCAUUACGAGCGUUCUUACGAAGACUGGAGAUCCCAACUUACUGGGCGCUUCUUCCCUCCACAAGACAGCCAAAGUCUGGGACGCGUACUUUGAUCACCGCGAUCUGUGGACGUUCAGGAGGGAACCCAAUCAAGAAGCUUUCGUGGCAUAUACGGAGGCGUUCAGAGCUAUAUAUAAGCUUUCAAAAACGUCACUGGAUCCACGAAUCCCUUCUAUGCUUGGGAAUCUUGAAAUUGCUAUUAUGGACUCUGAUGAAGCCGCGUACUCUUCAGAUCUCGACCAUCUGACACCAUUGCAAGCUCGGGUCAUUGAUUGUCUGACUGACAUCGACACAGACGGCGAAGACCUAUCUAGGUUCUUUAUCGAGCUACUGGGACGUUUCACCAUACUCCCUUAUGAAUCUAUUGCAAGGGAACCUGCAAAGCGCGGCCCCACCUUUGUCGCGUUCUCGAAAGCUUCCAUGAAGCUGCUAGAGUCCAUCACAGUAAAACACAUAAGCCAAGAGACGAUAUACACAAGUGGCGCGUAUUACUUCGCACUACGCAGCCUCGCAAAACCGAUCCAAGAGAAAUACGUUUGGGCACGGGAAGGCAAAUCGCCAACAAUGUGGCAAACCGCCACUUCAACGUCAUUAGCAAUCCUUAAAAAGGGGUUGCCUUAUGUCCAAAAGAUCCAGGGCGAAGUUGGCAAAGAUAUAUGGAGCGCCAUUGUUAGCAUUGCAAGCGGCAUAAUUGGGGCAAGACUAUCUACAGACUCUCCGGUUGGAUCUGUCGCUAAAGAUGAAUUGUUCGACAUCUCCUCGUUCAAUGAGUUACGUGAUCUGGUCACAAAAUCCCUGGGCACCUCUGUGGUGUCAGAUGGAAUUAGACGGACAUAUACGCGGCAUCUCUUUGAGACGUCUGUUAUACAUGCACCCGCGCCAGGGGAGUUACCGAACCUGGCCAGUUCACCCCUUGAGGACCUCUAUCAGAUUCGCUAUGGAAGUACGUCUGAUCCCGAUCCUGUUCUCCGGGACAAUAUGGCAUAUCUCUGCCUGUCGGAGCUUUUCUCACUCGUAUCUGUGAGAGACAGCUCUACCGAGUGUAUCAAGCUUGCGCAGGCUGCUGCCCCAUUCCUUAUACUGCGCGCUGCUUUGACUCUCAAAGCAUACAUUGCAGACCAUCCCCUCAGGGGAAGAAUGCCGCAGCCAGAAUCCCAAAGGAAAGAGCUUCUAUUUGUUCUAAAGAAGCUGGCAACUCUGGAUUGUGAACCCCAAUCCAUUCCAGAUGCACCAGGCGCUACUUCGAAACAUAAGAAGCACCUACAUAGGCUGUACCCGCUCUUGGUUAAGGCUAGCUCAGUUGCAAGGAAUGAUGGUGAGGUCUUCAGAGCCCUCACAAACUUGACAGAAAUUGUUGGGGUGGAGUUUGGGGUUGAUGACGAUUGAGGUCGAACCCUUAACAUGUGAUGGAAUUGCUGUAGGUUGAGAUGACAUAUUGGUCGUGAUGGCUUCCCACAAAGACUUAAGUCAUAGAAGAUAUCUCCACUAUCGAUGCAAUGGUUGUGAGAUCAUCAUACUUAAUAAUAGGAUAAUUCAAAUCGGCUGCUAAC